ACAAACGUUACCUAGCUCAUGGACGAUGAUGCAGAAAUACCAGAAUCGACAUUACGUAGAAGACGUUUAUUAGAAACAGCACAAAAAGAAUCUUUACAGGCUGAAAAACAUGCCAAUAAUGAAAAUGUAUGGAAUGCAGACGAAUCAUUGAGCAGUAACAGUGAUAACUUAUCAUCAGAUUCGACUGAUACAUCGAAAAAUAAAGUAACAGAUCGUAGCAGUAUUGAAGAGUUAACAUCAGUUUCAAGCACUAGUGAUACGUCUGAAAAUAAAGAAUCAGAUCGCAGCAGUACUGAUGACAGAUGUACCGAUCAAACUCCUGAUAUUUUCUUUGAUGAAAGUUUUGGUCAUGCUGAUGUAACAGACCCAAAAAGAAAUGAAGAAAGUUUAAUAAUCAAUUAAUUAUUUUCAAGAAUAAUUUAA
Messenger RNA from Solenopsis invicta (red fire ant), 423 nucleotides. RefSeq lists its product as uncharacterized. Lineage: Eukaryota; Metazoa; Arthropoda; Insecta; Hymenoptera; Formicidae. The transcript has 2 exons. The coding region runs from base 19 to 402 and encodes 127 amino acids. The record is from RefSeq and is a predicted model, not a curated record.